Molecule: messenger RNA, 1497 nt
Organism: Pyricularia grisea
Lineage: Eukaryota; Fungi; Ascomycota; Sordariomycetes; Magnaporthales; Pyriculariaceae
Exons: 1
Coding region: 1-1497 (498 amino acids)
Molecular function (GO): oxidoreductase activity
Source: RefSeq, a predicted model, not a curated record
AUGAUUUCGACACUUACAUCCCCUACGCAUCCAGCCAAUGGUGUCCCGCCAAACCCGGGUAGCCGGCUAGUGCAGCCCGAUGAGCUACGCGCUGCGUUCGCCAUGGCCAUGUCGCAAAUGUACAAAAACGAGGUUCCUCUAUACGGCGACCUGAUGCGAAUCGUACAAGGGGUCAACAAGACAGUGCUCGAGCGUUCAUCUGAUGAACCCCCUAGCUCCGAUGCACUGGACCAGCUUACCAUGGAACGCCACGGUGCGAUUCGCCUGGGCAAGGCUUCAGAGCUUCGGACCGUUCGUCGCAUCUUUGCCCUGCUCGGGAUGCACGCGGUCGGCUACUACGACCUCUCGGCAGCCGGUCUGCCCAUGCACGCCACGUGCUUCAGGCCGCCGGAUUCGGGCUCCCUCAGACGCAACCCGUUCCGCGUCUUCACCACGCUGCUGCGCACCGACCUGAUCCGCUCCGAGGCGGCGCGUCAGCUCGCUCUGGAACUGCUGUCGAGGCGCAACCUGUUCAGCGACGAGCUGAUGCAGAUGCUGGACCGGGCCGAGAGCCAGGACGGAAUCUCGAUCGACGAGGCCGAUGUUUUCAUCCGCGAGGCGAUGCAAAUCUUCCGGUGGGCGCCCGUAGCGGCGUCGACGCUUGCCGAGUACCGAACGCUCCGGGAGCAACACCCGAUUCUAGCCGACAUUGCCUGCUUCAAGACGGCCCACAUCAACCACCUUACCCCGCGCACGCUAGACAUUGGCAUGACUCAAUUGGCCAUGCUGGACGAGGGUAUGGCCGUCAAGGACCGCAUCGAGGGCCCGCCUCCUCGCAAAUGCCAGAUCCUCCUGCGCCAGACGAGCUUCCUGGCCCUCGAGGAAGCCAUUCGCUUCAAGACCGACGAAGCGUCCGAGGAAGACGCCGCCGCCAAUCUGGUCAGCGCUUCCCACAAGGCGCGGUUCGGCGAAAUCGAGGAGCGUGGUGCAGCUGUGACGCCCAAAGGCCGCCGGCUGUACGAUGAGCUGCUCGAGGAGGCCUUUGCUGAGAGUGCGGGCAAGAGCAUCCCCGAGAUUGAUGCCGCCAUGGCCAAGGUGUUUCUCAGAUAUCCCGACGACUGGAAUGAGCUCUGCACGCGGGGUCUCGUGUACUACGAGUAUCGUCUGGGGUCGAAGAGGCCCGGCGCAGAUGACGUUUUGCCGCUGGGUCAGGCGCCGGAGACCGAAGUAGAGCGGCUGGUGGAUCAAGGCUUCCUUGAAAGGGUGCCAAUCACGUACGAAGACUUCUUGCCCUUCUCAGCAGCCGGCAUCUUCCAGUCCAACUUGCCGCAGGACGGCAAGAAUGAUCCUGCAGAGAAGGAAGUCAUCAGGGCAUCGCCGGAUCAUGUCGGCAUGGAAAAGUCGCUGGGUUCCGCCAUCAUCAACCCAGACAGUCUGUACGAGGAGGUUCAAAGGAAAAGUCUGGCGUCUAGCUGGACGGCACUGCAGUCGAUAGCUUAUGUGUCUGGCCCAAAGUAG